ACUCUCUCCUGCAUAUGCCAAAUGCUUCUGUUGCACUUGCAUGGAUAUGAACAUAAUAUUGCAUGUAGCUUUGCAUGCAUAUGCUCUUCUUGAUCACUAUAUAAACCCAUCACUGCCUCUCUUCUUGCUCAUCUCCCAAUCCACUACUUCUUGCUGAUCAUCAUAUAUCUCUUGUGAGCUUCAGCAAUGGGGGCUCUGCCAAGGGCUCUAGUCCUCGGCGUUUGCGCCGCCGUCUUGCUGGUGAACGUGCUCGCCGUUGCCGCCGACGGCGACGCCGCGGCGGCGGCGUCCAUGGUCGUCGGAUUGGCCAAGUGCGCCGACUGCACCAGGAAGAACAUGAAAGCUGAGGCCGUUUUCAAGGGUGUUCGCGUGGCGAUCAAGUGCAAGAACAGCAACGGCGAGUACGAGACGAAGGCCACCGGCGAGGUCGGCAAGUCUGGCGCGUUCGCCGUGCCCCUCGCGGCGGACCUCCUCGGCGACGACGGCGAGCUGAGGCAGCAAUGCUUCGCGCAGCUGCACAGCGCGGCGUCGAACCAGCCAUGCCCCGGGCAGGAGCCGUCGUGGAUCGUCAACGCCGCCGCCGACAAGAAGAAGACCUUCGUCGCCGUCGCCGGCGACACCCACUUCCCGUCGUCGGAGUGCGCGUCGGCGUUCCUCUGCGACCCGUUCCACAAGAAGGACUUCUUCUUCCACUACAAGAACCCGUCGCCGCCAGCGCCGGCGGCGUACCACAAGCCGCCGCCGUCGUACACGCACCCGGCGCCGCCGGUGUACUCCUACCCGACGCCGGCGUACUCUCACCCGACGCCGGUGUACAAGCAGCCGCUGCCGACGCCGUCGCCGCCGAUCUACCACCCGCCGGCGGAGGAGAAGAAGGUGGCGAUGCAGGACGACGCGGAGGCUGACCCCGAGCUGUUCAAGAAGCUGCUGCCAUUGAUCAAGAAGAAUCCAUUCCUCAAGUUCCCCAAGCUCCCGCCUGUGGAGGUGGAGGCAAAGCCAUAGAUGGUCGCCGGCUUCGCCGCGGCGCCAUGAUCGAUCGAUCGAAGCGAGGAAACAUGAGUACUAGCUGGUUUAAUUGCUUCGUUUCUUUGUGUGUUUUUCACACCGGCUACUCGAGCUAGUUAAUUACUGCCCUUCUAGCGUUGUUGAAGCUUGGUCUGUUGCCUGCCUGCUAGCUUAACUAUUCAGAUAUAAAUAAAAGCUUCUGUUCUCUAUGAUGUGAUUA
Molecule: messenger RNA, 1225 nt
Organism: Oryza sativa Japonica Group (Japanese rice)
Lineage: Eukaryota; Viridiplantae; Streptophyta; Magnoliopsida; Poales; Poaceae
Product: proline-rich protein 2
Source: RefSeq, a predicted model, not a curated record